CAGCUGUAUUCAAUGGUUUAUGCUAUGUGUCACACAAUUCAUCAUCAUUCUUCACUAUCUCUCUCUAAAAAUUCUAUCUUUACACAUACCCACAUACCAAUGUCAAACCUUUCCACCCAAACUCACACCAAUGCCUAACGCCGACUCUUCCUCCUUUCUCACAGACCAGCUCUGGAAACGCACCUCAAUCUUCGGCCUGCAUUUAUGGGUCGUUCUCGGAUUCUUCGUCGGCGCCGCCAUCGUCGUCUUCCUCCUCCUCCUCUCCCUCUACCUCUCCACCAAGAAAAGAAGCAGAAAGACUCCAUUUUUAACCACCCCCGCCGCCAAAAGCUCCGUCAUCCCAACUGUUUCAAGAGAAAUUCAAGAAAUCCGGGUCGACCCGGAUAAAGAGUUGCAUCCGGAGCCCGACCCGAAAGAGGCCCACAUUGAGAUUGUGAAGGGAAACGUGAUUGCUUACCCGGGUCUUCGUUCCGGGUCGGGUCAGGGGAGCGGCGAGGCGGCGGCGGCGGAGGUUUCCCAUCUGGGGUGGGGCCAGUGGUACACUCUGAGGGAGCUGGAGGAGUCUACUAAUGGAUUUUGUGAUGAGAAUGUUGUUGGUGAAGGAGGCUAUGGAAUUGUGUAUCAUGGUGUGCUCAAGGAUGAUACUAAGAUAGCUGUCAAGAAUCUGCUCAAUAAUAGGGGUCAAGCAGAGAGAGAGUUCAAGGUCGAAGUCGAAGCUAUAGGGCGUGUACGCCACAAGAAUUUGGUGAGGUUGCUUGGCUAUUGUGCUGAGGGAGCUCAUAGGAUGCUCGUGUACGAGUACGUUGAUAAUGGGAAUUUGGAGCAGUGGCUUCAUGGAGAUGUCGGGCCUAUAAGCCCCCUUACAUGGGAUAUUCGAAUCCAUAUUAUACUUGGAACUGCUAAGGGGUUGACAUAUCUGCACGAGGGCCUCGAGCCUAAGGUCGUUCAUCGUGAUAUCAAAUCGAGCAACAUUUUACUGGACAAACAAUGGAACGCUAAAGUGUCCGACUUUGGUCUAGCGAAGCUGAUAGGCUCGGAAAGGAGUUACAUCACGACUCGAGUUAUGGGCACAUUCGGCUACGUCGCCCCUGAAUAUGCAAGCACUGGCAUGCUGAACGAGAGGAGUGACGUGUACAGCUUUGGCAUUCUAAUAAUGGAAAUGAUCACGGGGAGGAAUCCGGUGGAUUAUAGUCGUCCCCCGGGAGAGGUGAACCUUGUUGACUGGCUCAAGACAAUGGUUUCCAGUCGGAACGCUGAGGGGGUUUUGGAUCCUAAGUUGCCCGAAAGGCCUUCUUCGAGAGCACUGAAGCGGGUCCUUUUGGUAGCUUUACGCUGUGUGGACCCGAACGCUCAAAAGAGGCCGAAGAUGGGGCAUGUGGUGCAUAUGCUCGAGGCCGAAGAUUUCCCUUUCCGAGAUGAUCGAAGGGGCGGAAGGGAGCACGUACGAUCACAUCAUCGUGGUGGGAGGGAGAUGGAGAAGCACGUGGGAGAAGCGGGCGAUAGCAGCGGAUACGAGAGCAGUAUCCAAACAGACAGGUUUUCAUUGAGAAACAAUGAAGAUUAGUACUGUAGUCAGUAGUCUUAUGUAAAUACCCUUCAUCAUGUUCCUUCUCCACGGCUUUGCGUUGUUGUUUACUAUAUUUAUUGUAAUAAAAUGGAUCCAGUUUUCUCA
Molecule: messenger RNA, 1672 nt
Organism: Salvia hispanica
Lineage: Eukaryota; Viridiplantae; Streptophyta; Magnoliopsida; Lamiales; Lamiaceae
Product: putative serine/threonine-protein kinase At1g01540
Biological process (GO): protein phosphorylation
Molecular function (GO): ATP binding; protein kinase activity
Source: RefSeq, a predicted model, not a curated record